Molecule: messenger RNA, 1037 nt
Organism: Nestor notabilis (Kea)
Lineage: Eukaryota; Metazoa; Chordata; Aves; Psittaciformes; Psittacidae
Gene: GGH
Product: gamma-glutamyl hydrolase (conjugase, folylpolygammaglutamyl hydrolase)
Exons: 8
Biological process (GO): tetrahydrofolylpolyglutamate metabolic process
Cellular component (GO): vacuole
Molecular function (GO): gamma-glutamyl-peptidase activity
Source: RefSeq, a predicted model, not a curated record
GGAUAUUGGCACAGGAGUGUCACUUUGAUAAGUUUCACAGAUUUGGAAGUUCUUAUAUUGCAGCUUCAUAUGUGAAGUUUUUGGAAUCUGCUGGUGCCCGAGUUGUGCCAAUAAGAUUAAAUCUUUCAGAUGAAGAAUAUGAUAAAAUAUUCCACUCUAUUAAUGGGGUACUUUUUCCAGGAGGCGGUGUGGAUCUUAAGACUUCAGAAUAUUCCAGGGUUGCUAAGAUAUUUUACCACAAGGCAUUAGAGGCUAACGAUAAAGGAGAUUAUUUCCCAGUAUGGGGAACAUGUCUUGGACACGAAGAGCUUACAUAUCUCACGAGUGGCAAAGUUUUGCUCGCUAAUACCAAGACAAAUGGUUUUGCACUCCCUCUGAACUUCACCUCAGCUGCAAAAAACAGUAGAUUAUUCAAGAAUUUCCCUGAUGAUUUAUUACAUGCACUUGCUACUGAGCCAUUGACAUCAAACUUUCAUACGUGGAGCCUCUCCUUGGAGAAUUUCACAAAGAAUGAAGAGCUUCAUAAUUUCUAUAAUGUUCUGACCACUAACACCAAUGAUCAAGUGGAGUUUAUAUCUACCAUGGAAGCAUACAAAUAUCCAAUUUAUGGUGUCCAGUGGCAUCCAGAGAAAAAUCCUUUUGAGUGGAAGAGUUCACCAGGCAUUCCCCAUUCCCCAUCAGCUGUAAGAGCAGCAUAUUAUAUAGCUGACUUCUUCAUUAAUGAAGCCCGGAAGAGCCUGCACCAUUUCCCCAGUGAAGCUGAGGAAACAAAAGAAUUGAUUUAUAAUUAUAUUCCACUUUAUACAGGAACAUUUUCUUCAUUUCAGCAAAUCUAUUUUUUUGAUUGAGUAUUAUGUCAAAGGUGUGGUGUUGCUACUUAUAAUUAUUUGCCAGCAUUGAGUAAUUAACUUGAUAUAGUGCACUGCACAUGACAGAAAGCCAGCAUAGUUCUCUUUCUUUGUAAUAAUUUAUCCUGUGUUUCUUCUGCACUUGUGGACCAUUAAUAUAAAGUUUAUAUUUAAUAACAUAAUAAUUGU